Messenger RNA from Colletotrichum siamense, 912 nucleotides. RefSeq lists its product as uncharacterized. Gene Ontology annotation, biological process: mycotoxin biosynthetic process. The record is from RefSeq and is a predicted model, not a curated record. The transcript is spliced from 2 exons. Bases 1 to 912 code for a protein of 303 amino acids. Lineage: Eukaryota; Fungi; Ascomycota; Sordariomycetes; Glomerellales; Glomerellaceae.
AUGAUGGAACAUCACGUGAGGCCGUCGACAGAUUCUCGAGGGAUGGUAGACGACGAGUCCCCUUUGAGUAGCCAUGACGACUCGGGCGACCUGGAAAAGGCUCUGCUUUCAGUGGAAGAGUCUUCAAAGAGAGACGUCAGCCAAAGCAGAGCUCAUCUCCUGGUACGGCCGUCGACAUGGCUGACAGUCUUCAAUAUUGGGGUAUUUGUCGCGUCAUGCAUCGUUUGGUCAGGUGCAUUAUCAAAGCAAACCCUCAAGGAUCAGGACUUCUGGAAAGCAACAUCAUUCUAUUCUCCCAUUCUGGAAAGAUUCGAAAUUCCCAAAGUUACACGAGUCACGAACGGCACGCUGUACGACCCAAGUCCGCCGUCUAUCCUUCGCCAACGUAUCGGAAAGGAAGUGGACGAUGAAUGGCACCGAAUCGGUGAUCACGUAUGGCCACUGGUCAUUGGAGCGGAAGACGUCCGGCUCUUGGGGAAAGACCCGGCCGUUGCGGUAAAGAUCCCAGACGAUCUCGGCUACGGCUCGGACGCCUACAUUGCUCAGACAGAGGUUUUUCAUCACCUGCACUGUCUCGACAUGCUAAGGAGGGAGGUUUCCUACGAGCACUACUACGAGGAAAAGGAAGGGCCGAAGCCAGGAGGAGCACAGCAUCAAGCACAUAUCGGCCACUGCUUCGAUAUACUUGCUCAGGCAAUCAAGUGCACGGGUAGUGUUGACAUGAUCACGUUCAACUGGGUAGAGAGCUGGAACCAGCCGUUCCCGGAUUUCAUGAACCACAAAGUCUGCCGAAACUUUGAUGUGUUGUUGGACUGGGUGAACGAUAACUCAAUGGACCCGGAAGUAUUCCAGAAAAUGAAGACCCCUCCUCCGGGAUGGCCGGUGCUGCCAGAGCCAGGUACAGCCAGAUGA